Epinephelus fuscoguttatus (brown-marbled grouper) is the source of this 4674-nucleotide messenger RNA. RefSeq names its product N-deacetylase/N-sulfotransferase (heparan glucosaminyl) 2a (gene ndst2a). Gene Ontology annotation, molecular function: heparan sulfate N-sulfotransferase activity; deacetylase activity. Gene Ontology annotation, cellular component: Golgi apparatus. Bases 765 to 3485 code for a protein of 906 amino acids. Lineage: Eukaryota; Metazoa; Chordata; Actinopteri; Perciformes; Serranidae. The record is from RefSeq and is a predicted model, not a curated record. The transcript is spliced from 15 exons.
GACUUCUCGCAGAUCCAAGAUGGCGGACUGAGCAAUGAUGUGCCGAAGUUCACUUUUAACUGUAAACGCUGAAGCUUGUUAACCUCCGUUUCACUUGUCGGCUUGAUGUGUGUUGACAAGAAUUACUGAGGUCUUCCAUUUUUGGAUUAGAACGUUUUCAGAUCUGCAGUGUGUUCCAGGUGAUUUUUUAUGUGGAAUGUCCAGGCUAGGUGGCCUAGGGGGUCUCAGCCCCGAAACACAGACCACCAGCACAGACAGUUCCACUGCUGAGAGACUACACAUGCAUCUUCAGAUGGACACAUACUCAUAUAGAAACACCUGCAUAGCUGCUUGAAAAAGAGAACUGACCAAGCAGCAAAUCUGGACCUGAUAUUCAGGACCUAGCUGGCCCUCCAACAGAGGUCACCUGUGUUGUUGUUAGCUUUCAUUCAGCCAACUUCUAUUUCUUCCUCUUUGAUUCCCUAACCUUUUACAUACCAUCCACCAGAUAAUCAUCUAUCCUUUCCUCUGUCCCUCUUUCCAUUCAGUCACCAGUGAAUGUAUAUUGCACUGCAGAGCUUGAUGUGGAGAGCAGGUAAUGGAUGAUGCUGGCCAUGGUGACCUAGUGUAAAUGGCUAUUCCUCAGCACAGCUUAGUGCCAGUCUCUACUGCUCAAUUUUCCUCCUUCGCUCCCCUAUCCUCCUACCCCUUCUCCACCUCUCUGCUCUCCUUCCCUGUUCACUGCUGCUUCUUGCUGCCCAGUCCUGCCUCUCCCCUCCAACACCAUGGUAGUUGCAGGCUUGGGUGUUUGGAAGCUAAUGCGAGGUGUCCGUCAGCUGGAGCUUCACCGCCUCAUCCUGGCACUUAUCAUCUUCUGCUUACUGUCCAUGGCCUUCCUAGCUUACUACGUCUCCAACAGUCCCAAAAUCAAGGAGGCCCCCCCCUUACCCUUUAGUGACUGUGGUGGAGGAGGGGGGAUGUCACCAGGAGCGAGUACCGGGGCUGCCGGAGGAGGGCCAGGCGUCCAGAGGGCACCACUUUUCCUUCCUCCGCGCCAGGGCCGACUACGACAGGUGAAGGCGGUGGACAAUUCUAGGACGGAGCCAGUAGUUCUGGUGUUUGUAGAGAGCAUCUACUCCCAGCUGGGCCAGGAGAUUAUAGCCAUAUUAGAGUCUAGCCGUUUUCACUACCGGACGGAAAUUGCUCCUGGUAAAGGAGACAUGCCCACAUUGACGGAGCAUAACCGUGGACGCUACACACUGAUAAUCUAUGAAAAUGUGUUGAAAUAUGUCAAUCUGGAUGCAUGGAAUCGUGACUUGCUGGACAAGUACUGUGCCGAGUAUGGAGUGGGUGUCAUUGGCUUUUUUAGAGCUAAUGAAAACUCUCUUCUCAGUGCACAGCUCAAAGGUUUCCCCCUCUUUCUACACUCACACCUGGGACUCAGGGACUACCGCAUCAACCCCAAUGCUCCUCUACUCUACAUCACCAAGCCCAACCAGGUGGAGCAGGGCUCUUUACCAGGGGAUGACUGGACUAUUUUCCAGUCCAACCACUCUACCUAUGAACCAGUUCUUCUGGCCAGCACCAAGUCUGCUGAAGCACUGGCACAUUUUGGACCCAGCCCCUUGCGGGCUCUCCACGCUACAGUGGUCCAGGACUUGGGGCUCCAUGAUGGCAUUCAAAGAGUUCUCUUUGGAAACAAUCUCAACUAUUGGCUUCACAAGCUGGUGUUUGUAGACUCCAUUGCCUACCUGACAGGAAAGAGACUGUGUUUGUCCUUGGACCGCCACAUCCUGGUAGAUGUGGAUGAUAUAUUUGUGGGCAAGGAGGGAACCCGUAUGAAGGUGUCAGACGUGGAGGCGUUACUCAACACUCAAAACAAGCUAAGAGUACUGGUCCCGAAUUUCACCUUCAAUUUGGGAUUUUCUGGAAAGUUCUAUCACACAGGUACUGAUGAAGAGGAUCGGGGAGAUGAUACGCUGCUGCAACACAGGAUGGACUUCUGGUGGUUUCCUCACAUGUGGAGUCACAUGCAGCCUCACCUUUUUCACAACGUCAGCGUGUUGGCUGAACAGAUGAGGCUCAACAAGCUUUUCGCUCAGGAGCACGGCAUUCCAACAGAUAUGGGCUAUGCAGUGGCUCCGCACCACUCUGGUGUUUACCCAGUUCAUAGCCAGCUCUAUGAGGCCUGGAAGUCUGUGUGGGGCAUCAAGGUGACCAGCACUGAGGAAUACCCUCAUCUGAGGCCAGCUAGAUACCGUCGUGGCUUCAUCCACAAUGGGAUCCAGGUGUUGCCUCGGCAGACCUGUGGUCUGUUCACCCAUACCAUCUUCUAUAAUGAAUACCCGGGAGGCUCCAAGGAGCUGGACAAGAGCAUCAGAGGAGGAGAACUAUUCCUCACUGUCCUCCUGAACCCUAUCAGUAUCUUCAUGACACACCUGUCUAACUAUGGCAAUGAUCGGCUGGGUCUGUACACCUUUGAGUCUUUGGUGAAGUUCGUCCAGUGUUGGACCAACCUUAAGCUGCAGACGUUGCCCCCUGUCCGGCUUGCUGAGAAAUACUUUCAGAUCUUCCCUGAGGAGAGAGACCCACUCUGGCAGAACCCUUGUCAUGACAAGAGACACAAAGAUAUCUGGUCUAAAGAAAAGACCUGUGACCGACUCCCCAAGUUCCUCGUCAUUGGACCACAGAAAACAGGCACUACAGCACUUCAUUCAUUCCUGAGCCUCCAUCCAGCAAUCACCAGUUCCUUCCCCAGUCCCACCACCUUUGAGGAGAUCCAGUUCUUCAGUGGAGCAAACUAUGACAACGGGAUUGACUGGUAUAUGGACUUCUUCCCAUUCCCUUCCAAUGUCAGCACAGAUUUCAUGUUUGAAAAAAGUGCCAACUACUUUGACACAGAGGUGGCACCUAAAAGAGCUGCUGCUCUGCUUCCCCGAGCCAAAAUCCUGGCAGUGCUCAUCAACCCGUCUGACAGGGCUUACUCCUGGUACCAGCAUCAGAGAGCCCACCAGGACCCUGCAGCCCUCAACAACACUUUCCAUGCAGUGGUAACAGCUGGCCCCACUGCCCCCAAGGAGCUGCUUGCCCUUCAGAGACGCUGCCUUAAUCCUGGGGCUUAUGCUCUUCACCUGGAGCGCUGGCUGCAACACUACCAGCCCAGCCAGUUGCACAUUGUUGACGGGGCCCUGCUGCGAACCAACCCUGCACUGGUGAUGGAGGGAAUCCAGAGAUUUCUCGGUGUCACUCCCAUCUUCAACUAUACCCAGGCUCUAAUGUACGAUGACAGCAAAGGUUUCUGGUGUCACAGAGUGGAAGGAGGUAGAGCCAAAUGUCUGGGGAAGAGUAAAGGCAGGAAGUACCCAGAGAUGAGUCCUGAGUCGCGUGCCUUUCUGGCUGAGUACUACCGUGAGCACAGCAUGGACCUGCUGCGUCUGCUGAAUCGGUUGGCCCAACCACUGCCGUCCUGGCUCCGCCAAGAACUCCAGAGCACAAGCUGGAGCUGAGGCCACAAGCUCACACACACACACACACACACACACACACACACACCACAGAAAACCAAGACUGGAAUCUGUGGAUGAGCCAACACUUGGCUCUGGAUUAGACUGGACUACCUGUUCUGGAAUCAACAGUAGCAUACAUUAAAAGAGCUACAAGGUUUUAGCUGAUGUUACUGGUGCUCCUGUUCCAUGGAAAAAAAGAAGACAGUACAACAUGAGAUCUUUCUUACAGAAGGAUCCUAGGGGACUCUCCCUCCUACUCCUGAUUUGGUGUCAACCUCCCUUGAGCACUGGGCAGCCCUCAGCUUCAGUCAGUGUGCGUUGAUCAGGGGCUGACACUGUAACAUAUCAGUUUGCUGUGGAUCCAGAGGACUGGGUGACCAGCAGGUUUGGGGCAUAAAGACCAGGUCAGACAGCCUUAAUGAGGGGAGAUGUGGAGUGUAUGACUGGAUGUAGGACAAGCAUGCCCAAACACACACACACACACGUCUCAUCUCUCCACGAGAAUGAUUGAUUGUAAAGCCUUUUCAAAAGCAGUUGUAUAUGUUAGGUUUGAGGGCAGCUGGGUAACAGAAUGGCCAUCAGCCUGAAGAAGACAGACAGUCGAAAUGCUGGCCGAGGUUUCUCUGUCUCGCGCACGCACGCGCGCACACACACACACACACACACACACACACACACACACACACACACACACACAUACAUACAUACAUAUAUCCCCCUACCUGCAGGUUCAGCAUUCAGAGUGCUGCAUUUCCUCUUAUCCUCACAGUUUUCCUGUCUGAUUACUGUAAGGAAAAACAUUUCGCAAGGGACUAUGAUGACAUGUCAAUGUAAAUAUCAUGUGUUUAGAUUUCGUACUUUGACUAAAGCCCAGGUGUGGUUUAGGCUCUGCCUCAGACUGACAUCCUGUCAGUGAGCAGCUUUAUUAUACUUUGUGUAUUCACCAAGUCAAAAAUGGUUUUUGAAUUAUGAGACUGUUCUCCACAUUGGCUAAGGUCUCCCUCCAGUCUGCAAGUUUUGUUAAAUAUAAUAGCUUUUAACCUACAAAGCAGUGUUUUUAAAAAAAAAUACCAUAAAUGUUUCGACAAAUCAAAGGAAACACACAACAUACAGCGAAUGAUAUUCCUGGAAAAAAAUUGAAAUUAGAAAAACUGUUUUCCAGGCCUGAGUGGAAUGAACCCAGUGUUUU